GGGCGGCCAGGACGCCGUCGGCAGUGCCUGCAUGGCCGGCCGCGGGGUGCGUUCCUGGACGAGCACGGCUGCAGAGCGUGGCAGAGCGCGCCGGUGCGUGCGGGAGUGCAGCGUGGGCGUGUGUGUGUCUUGGCAGCGCCCCUCGCGGCCGUAACAACGCCGUACUUUAUCGGCGGGCUUCGCGUGGAGCCUGGCGGCCGGGGCGUCGCGGCGCGGGCGUGAGCGGCGUGCCUACACAGGCGUGCUCACAGGCGUGCCCCGCCCCGCGCAGUGCGGGCGCGCGCGGAGGGCGCCCAUGUCCAGGGGCACGAGCCGGCCCGGGUCGGGGAGUAGCCGCUUACACCGUCGGCCACCUCCGCGAGCGACAUGAUGACCCUGGCCCUCCAGCAUCAGCAGCAACAGUGUCGCGAGCAGAGGAGCUGCCGCUUCAGCCCCCCCGGCUCCAGCGGCCCUGCCCCCGGCGCCCCCGGCACUGGCGCCGGCGCCGCUGGAGCCCACGGCAACAGGUUCGCGCCCACCCCUCCGCUUGCUCCGCUGCACGGCCACCUCAGCGCCAUCAGCGACAUGAGCAGCAGCAGCAGCUGCAGCAGCAGCAGUAGCAGCGGCGGGGGCUGCUCCAGGAGGCCCGUGGACGACAUCCCCCGGACACGGAGAAGAACCAGCGACAGGUGCAAGGGCGUCGACGACAUGGACGAGGAUGACGACGUGGACGAGGACGAGGACAGCGGAUCCUCCGAGUCGGAGAGCGAGCAGCACGUGCCCCACAUCCUGGCGCCGCUCAGCCCGGGCUCCCUG
This is a messenger RNA of Frankliniella occidentalis (western flower thrips), 795 nucleotides long. RefSeq lists its product as uncharacterized. Lineage: Eukaryota; Metazoa; Arthropoda; Insecta; Thysanoptera; Thripidae. The record is from RefSeq and is a predicted model, not a curated record.